Molecule: messenger RNA, 516 nt
Organism: Aureobasidium pullulans EXF-150
Lineage: Eukaryota; Fungi; Ascomycota; Dothideomycetes; Dothideales; Saccotheciaceae
Exons: 2
Coding region: 1-516 (171 amino acids)
Biological process (GO): regulation of DNA-templated transcription
Molecular function (GO): DNA-binding transcription factor activity, RNA polymerase II-specific; zinc ion binding
Source: RefSeq, a predicted model, not a curated record
AUGACUAGCCCUGGAUACGCGACUUUCUCGCAAGAAGAUGAUUGCGCAAAACAGCGAGCUAGCAAGGCCUGUAACCGCUGUCGUGCUGAAAAGGCAAGAUGUUCUGGUGGUUAUCCAUGCUCGAGAUGCAAGUCGUCUGAUACCGUGUGUAUCUUUGGUUUUGCAAAGAAGCCGAAGCGAAAAGUCUUCCCCGAGCACUACGUAAGAACGCUAGAGAUGCAGCAGUUCAAGCUGGCCGCUGGACUUCAGACCAUGUAUUUCAUGCUGCUGGCUGCCAAAGCGUGGCCAGGCACUCAACUUCCUGAGCAUAAGGGCAAUCCUCUUGUUCAUGACGUCCUGGACAGGCUUGGUCUGCUAGAGCACAAAGACGGCCAGGAUAUCGACAUCGAUUUCCACGAUCACGAAACCAAUACACAACACUCAAGCGCUGAGGAAGUUCUUCCGAUGAAACAUCCUAAGCAUGAUCAUGAUGCAGUACAAGCUUCACCGAUACCACCUGCUGUACAUGCCGAGUAG